This is a messenger RNA of Suillus subalutaceus, 3026 nucleotides long. RefSeq lists its product as uncharacterized. Gene Ontology annotation, molecular function: DNA binding. The record is from RefSeq and is a predicted model, not a curated record. The transcript is spliced from 6 exons. Bases 64 to 2883 code for a protein of 939 amino acids. NCBI's taxonomy places the organism in Eukaryota, Fungi, Basidiomycota, Agaricomycetes, Boletales, Suillaceae.
CCGCCAACAAGUAUCAGUUCAAGUAGGUGAAAGUCCGUCUGUACUCAAAUAAACUCCUGAACUAUGUUGCCCCAGUCUGCACAGCAAAUCAGACCUCAGCAGACCCAUCAAUCUCAACAACAAGGAAAUGUUUCAUUCAUCCCCCAGAAUUCACCUCAAAACUUCGAGACAGCCCAGUACUUCACUAGUACUCUUGAUCUCAAUGCUGCUGCAAAGCAAAUGGCAGCCAUGAAUGCUGCAGGAGUCCAAAGACAAAUGACAAACGUCAACGGCCGCUCGUCUGCGUCUGUCAGCGGAGUAUCUCCGGGAUCAUAUCUCGGCGGAAUGCCAUCCUCUUAUAACCAACCAAGCAGCUUUACUGGGCCACCUCAUGAUACUACAAAUUCGAUGCAAUUCAAUCCCACAGCUUCGUCAGGUCAAUCAAAUCCCCAGGGCAUCUACCCUGCCCAACAGACCACCAAUGCCCCCCCAAAUCCUUCUCUAAACGCACCCAUGUCUCAUCCAAACUUCACCCCAUCAGAUGUUGCCAAGAACCGACAGCGAACUUUCCUCGCAGGAUUGGCCGGCGCCCAUGCUACCCGCGUUCCCUUGCCGCCGGCUUUAACUGGAACACCAUACCCACCCAAUUAUGACCCUACAAAUUCGCAAUGGAAGUAUUUGGACUGCCCACCAGGUCAGCCGGGUGUCAUCCGCUUGGGCGGCAAGGACAUUGAUCUCCUGAGGUUAUGGCAAAUGGUAACUCAAUUGGGAGGGUGGCAAAAAAUCACACAACAACAAAAUGGCUGGGCACAAGUCGCUCACCAGUUCGACCUGCCAGAGUACCUCCCUCAUCUAUCGAGUCCUGGGCAGCAGCGCCCCGUUGGUCAAAUUCUGGGACAUUUAUACGCCGCCAUCUUACAGCCAUUCGACGAAUUUUAUCGUCGUAAUAUGCAGGAGGGUAACCGUAGGGCAAUGGUGGCUGGACGCCAACCAGGCGUUAAUACGGGACCUCCUAACGUGAAUGCAGGGCCUGGUGCACCUCAUGUAGGAUUACAACCAGGAACAGUUGGCCCAAAUGCAGUCGGCGGCAUGAUGGCACAGCACACAGUUAACAAUCAAAAUUCUACUAUCAGCCCUGCCUCUCAGUCACAGCCACUACCACAAAGUCCUCAUAUACGCCAAUCUUCUGCGCCUAAUUUUCAACCACCCGCCAUUCCCCCAGACCCCGCGCCUCAGGCUUCAUCGCAGCUCAACACUUCAAUUUCUGCACCCCAGCUUAUGAAACCAACACCGGAUACAUCUGAACCAGAAACUCAAGGGACGAAGAGAAGACUAGAGUCCGAAGAGGCAGAAGGGAAACGAGCAAGGCAAAAGACAGAUACCACCGAGACCACUAAUACUACAACACCACAAGGAUCCGUCCCGGGGGCUCCCCCCUCGCGCACACAAUUUACGAGGACAAAAGUCGAGUACAUUCCCCUGUCACGCGAAAUUGAUUUCACUGGUGGCCGUGAUUUCAAUGCGCUGGAAGAGGAUUACCUUCGGUCUCAGCGGCGGCCCAUGCGUGAUAUCAAUGAGUGGGGAACGGUUGACAUUGAAGCCCUUACAAUGUCUAUCCGAUCGCGAUUGAACGCCGAGCUUUCCUACGCUCUAACGACAAUUACGUUGUUGUCUACGAUGCGGGGUCCAACCCCUGGGUCUGGAUUUCCCAUUUCACAAUGCACAGAUUUACUCGAGGAGGUGCUCGACCUACUUGAGGAGGAAGCAUUUGGGACCACCCCCGACAUCACGGAUUAUCGGCUGGGCAAUGGUGCUGAGAUGGUGCGACAUCGGGCGCUCGUGGAUGAUGUUUUCGAGAAGGAGUCCAUGCUCUUUGCAGGGCUAGAAAUCCGUGAUCCUCAGUAUGAGACACGUGGUCCAGGGCACCGCGCAGGCAAUAUUGUGCUCGCUGUGACUAACCUCAUACGAAACCUUUCCGUCACCCCAGACAAUAUGCCCUGUCUGGCGAGACAUGAACGCACACUUGAUCUUGUGCUACGUGUUUGUGGCAUCACUGUGUCAUCAGACGGAAUACCCAAACCAACUUCACCGGCACUCGCUCUCUCAGACGUGAUCAAUGUUCGAAAAGAUGCACUUCACAUUUUUGGUAAUCUAUCGAAUUACAUCGUGUUCCCGAAUCCUAAUUCUCCGUCGAACACAACAACUCUCACUGCGAGCCGCAUCCUCGAGAUCAUCGCGUCUAUCCUCAUAGAGCCCUUCGAUUCAGUUCCCCCUACACAAUUUCUCAAACAAAGUGGGGUUCCUUUCCCGCACAGCAGACCAUCAUCUAUUGCCGACCUUGCCCUCGACCUGGACUCUAAUCGGCAGGUAUUUUCUGGGGUCAUGCCCCAAUCACUCAUUUGGCGACUAUUGGAAUCCCUCGUUCAUCGUCUACCGGUAUCAGACCUCGACUUUGCUUUCCUCGGCCGGGACCCAUGGCUAUCUUACUUGGAGAAGUCAAUCAUGGCGAUCUAUACGAUCGCAUUCUUUUCUCCCCCGGAAUUAAAGAAGAAGAUCAAAACGGAUCGCCCUCUGUGUUUCUCACAAGUUAUGAUUCGUAUAGUGCAACGAUUCGUAUCAAUGGGUGGGAGCCCAGAGGUGCGCCAAUGGCAUCUUGCCGUUGCACGCAGAGCGGUGGAAGCCAUGAAAGUGGUGGAUGAAGAGGACGAUGCUUUUGACACCUCACAGUCCACUCAAACUACGCUGGCAUUUGGCAUGGGCUUUAUCGAUGGUAAUGAUUCCGGUAUUGAAAGGGGUAUAGGGUUGCUUGCUAGUCGCCGGGACGCUGCUUGGGAAUUGUUGAUGCGAGAUCUGGAUCCUGUGAUGUUUUCGGAGCUGGAGAGUUUGAUGAGAGUUGAAUGUUAGUCUUUUGCUAGAUUCGCGGGACGGUUACUGUUGGUUAUAACAUCUUGUAUACUGAACCCCAGCGCUCUGUACAUUUUGCUGUCGAUACUAUUGCUAUGUAAUUCUGGAUAUCCAUGUCAACUAUCGAAUUUGUUGUCCUGCCA